Messenger RNA from Porites evermanni, 2631 nucleotides. Lineage: Eukaryota; Metazoa; Cnidaria; Anthozoa; Scleractinia; Poritidae. The record is from the annotation of a GenBank genome assembly.
AUGAUCAAAAAACCACCCUCACUAACUCCUUCAGUAGAAGAGGGAGAUGAUGUUAGCGAGGAGGAAGGCCAGGUUACCCCUUUGCCAGGAUCAACAGCAGAGCUUGAUAUAGAUAACUGGCCAACGGACGACGAAUACCAAGUUCGCAUGACGGUAAUACCGUCAGUUCAGGUUAGUGACUAAAUUCGCCAGUACAGAGCUUCAGAGAGCAUUAGCACCAGCUUUCGCAGUCGGCGAGCAAAGCGAGCUGCUUCAGAACGCGCGAGCGAGCGACCUCUCGUGACUUCUCGCGACUCCCCAGAAUGGAGAGCUUGCUCGAAGGCUACAGCUUUUGGCACUGUGAUGAUUAAGAUCUGUUUUUUAGGGUACCUACUAUACCAUUGGUUAAUGCUGCAUUUAAAUAACGAUGACCAAUCGGAAAAAAGCUGUUUUUCUCAACUAAAACCUUUCCAAAAUUUUCCCGAAAGUUGGUCUCCAGACAGACUCCUGUAUAAUUUUCUGAAGUUAUAGCUCUUUGCAUAAUAUCUUGCAACAAAGUUGUCCUAAAACGCAUGCUCUUCUCAAACCUGCAACAUGGCUUCUUGAAAACUGAAGCAACAUAUUUUAUUUUAAUUGGAAAUAAUUGAUUAUCUUUUGCUUAUUUUGUAAGGACGAAGAAAGAAGAAAGUCUCGCUACUCAGCAUAUCACGAGCGUCGACCUUAUAUCCCCCAGCCAGACAAUCAUCUUUGCUUGGCCAUUACUGCAAUGAUAUGUUGCUGUUUUCCGCUAGGAAUCGUGGGUUUCAUCUGUGCACUCCAGGUACAUAUAUAUAUAUAUAUAUGCUAAUCAGAUUCCGUUCAACGCAAUUAAUAAAAAACUGCACAUGAUAAAAGAGUCAAGACUAGAUUAAAAAUAAUAAUAAAAAAACACAAGAAACCACUAUUCAAAUGAUUCAUCUUUGACUUUAGAUUUAAGAUAAGGAAAUAGAGAACUGCCACAUGUAUCCUGUCGCAGUUCCAAUCUACGACGCUUUGCCUAAAUGAAAGGUUGUGUGCCUCAGUUAGUGCUCUUACACGUGUUAGGUGAGUUCGGUCUCUAGAACGCGGGUUGUAAUUGUAGUAGUUGCUAUAACAGAAUGAAAAUUAUAAUCAUCACUGAAAACCGUUCAACAGCAUCGCCUGAGACGCAGUGGCAUCUAGCCAAAGAGAAUCAAGAGAAUCGGGAGCGGAGGAUUGCCUCAUGGCGAUCAAGCAUUAUUUUGGCAGCCUUGUUUUGCAGAUUUCCCAUGCGAGUAGAUCGGAAUCAUUGUCACAGUCAGGUUAUUAGUUUUCACUGAAAAUCAAUGUAAGGUUGCUUUGAACAUUAUAGAUCUAGGAACCAAGAAUAAAAUUUUUGUAAGUAAGGCCUUUCAACGUUUAAUGAAAAAUGGUAAAAAGGAGCAAGCAAAAGAGGCAACGUACAAAUUAGCUAUUUAUCCGCUAGCACGAAACUGACUAAUUCGUAGGUUGCGCGCGUAAUGCAUGAUUUUCAAGAGUAAAGCAAAACUGUAUUCCGUGCGGCGAUGACGUUUGUCGUGAGUGUCUUCAAAACAAUUUAUAAAGCAUUUAGAUUCUGUUUAUGUGCUAUCCGAAAUAAUCAGGGUCUCGCGCAGCAAGAGUUAUCAGCCUCGAUCAAUAACAUUUAACCUUACCUUGAUUAUACAGGAUAGCACAAGAAUCUCAUCCAAUAAUUAUUUAUUGCAUGAUUCAAUUUGCAUGUGUAUUCACGGCCUAGUUUCAAAUCAAGAGGCGCUCAUGGGUACGAGUCAGUUUAUUAUGGGAUAAACGAGACCCACAUAGACAGAAAGAGCACAUUGAGGUUCUGAAAAAUCUGAAGUUUGGUGUUGAUCGGGCCAAUAUUGAACAAAUUAAAAUACAACUAUUCAUAAACUUCAAAAUUUUCUAAGAGAUGUAUGGCUUGCCGGACACGUCGUCCGGACGUCCGAAUAUUUCUUAUAAAAAGUUUUGGAGUUUUUGAAUGGCUGUAUCUCGUUCAAUAUAGGCCCGAUAAACACCAAACUUAAGAAUGUUGUUAAUUUCAAUGUGCUCUUUCUGACUAUAUGAGUCGAUCGAUCUCGUGUUGUUUAUUCCAUAAAAAAAAAACGGACACGUACCCAGCCCCUCUCGAUUUGAAACUAGGCAAUGUACAGUAACUUGGGGAAAAUAAAAUUUGCCUCAAAGAAAGUUUUACUGAACGCAAUCGACCAGUACUUAUUCCCACUCAACUGGGUUGUUAUUGGUAUUUUUACAUUUUAACUCCUCUUCUCUUUAAGGGACCUGAACCACUUUUUAUGAUAUCUUGUAGGUGGAUAAAGUAUACGAUGAUGGGAACAGAGAGGGUGCCGUGUGGCGGUCCAAACAUGCCAAGUACUGGAGCCUAACAGCAGUUGUCUUUGGAAUGCUUGGAAUCAUCGGAGUCUCUUUCUAUUUAAUAUUUUUUCACCUCGUUCCUGCAGUAUCGUGAUGAUUGUAGAUUGAAUAUGUGCUUUCUGAAGCAGAAAUAGAAAAAAGGGACCUCUAUGAGAACAUGUGUCUUCAGUGGUGUGCCAGUCGAGGGCCUGUUCUCUAUACAUUACGUCACCAAAAAGUUUGGAGAAUGUCUCAGCAAGCAAG